AGAUAGUCUCAGUUUCGUUAUUACAGCCUAAGGUCACGUGCUCCGGCUAAACAGAGCAACAAUCAGCUGGUCGCUCACAGCUGAGUUUUGGUGUGUGUCUCUUUGGUGACGUCUCUGGUAUGAAAGAGAGCUGUCGACAUUAUCUUUUGAAGGUGCUGAAAGUUACCUGGAAAGUCAAACCAUACGAAACCAGACAAAAGAAACCCUGACAUGGCCCCAACACUGUACGAUGAGAAACCAGAGCUCGGGGACUUGAUUGAGAUCUUCCGGGGCUCCUAUCAGCACUGGGCUGUGUAUGUUGGCGAUGGCUUCCUUGUUCACUUGGCACCACCCUCGGAUGUCCCAGGUGCAGGCGCCAGCAGUAUAAUGUCUGUCAUAACUGAGAAGGCCAUUGUGAAGAAAGAGGAGCUGUGGGACGUGGUGGGAACCGACCAGUGGAAAAUCAACAACAGCCUGGACAACGAGUACAAGCCACGCCCAGUUCACGUCAUUGCGAGGGAGGCCUGUGCGAAGGUGGGCGAUGAACUGCCGUACUGCGUCUUCAGGGGGAACUGUGAGCACUUUGCAAACGAGCUGCGCUAUGGAAAAGCUGAGUCCCGGCAGGUGCGUAAGGCAGGAGAAACAGUCAUGGUCGCAGGUGUGGCUACAGUGGUGGGUCUGGGGAUCGUGGCUCUAGCAGGAGCUCUGUUUGGAGGUGGGAAAAAAGAAAACAAGAACACACAGUGAAGUACCAGGUCGCCUGUUCAGGGACUUGAUGAACAGAUCACGAACGUUUUCUGUGUGAUAUUAGUGUAUAAGCUAGGCUUUAGCUCACAGAAAACGUUAAUUUACAUUUGUGAUUUAGUCAGAAAUUAGAUUUCUACUCAACUUUACCAUAUGUCCCGCAUGCCUUUGUGGGUUUGAAUAACAAUGCAAAGCUUUUAGGUUAGGGAUCAAGAUUCUAUUUUUCUGACUUUUUCAAAUUUCUACAGACAGCACAUACAAGCACAAGAAGCACUAUUUCCACUAAUGAAGCUGCCAAGAUAAAAUGUUUCAAUGUUUUAAUAUGAACUGAAGAUUAAGCAGAUAUGUUUUGUAUUGUGAAGGAUGAUAAAAACAAAGCUGUGGUGGUAGUUGCUUAUGAAGAAAUAUUAGCUACCAAAGUCGAGCCUUUAGACAAGAAUAUUUUACAUAAUCAAAAUUAAGCUAAUAUAAUGAUAUUGUGGUUACAUCUCACAGAAAAUGCCAUGUAAUGUCUGAAAGGAGUAAGGAUGUGGACGGAUCUAAUUCAGCAGUUUUCUUAUGACAUGCUAUCUCCUAAUGAGUUCACAAGUUAACUAGAAUUCAUAAUACAGUGUCUUCUCUUACAUUUGUUUUGAAUAAAUAAUUUAUGUGAUA
Perca fluviatilis (European perch) is the source of this 1377-nucleotide messenger RNA. RefSeq names its product phospholipase A and acyltransferase 3-like. Lineage: Eukaryota; Metazoa; Chordata; Actinopteri; Perciformes; Percidae. Gene Ontology annotation, cellular component: cytoplasm. Gene Ontology annotation, biological process: N-acylphosphatidylethanolamine metabolic process. The coding region runs from base 211 to 726 and encodes 171 amino acids. The record is from RefSeq and is a predicted model, not a curated record. Gene Ontology annotation, molecular function: A2-type glycerophospholipase activity; glycerophospholipid phospholipase A1 activity. The transcript has 5 exons.